This is a messenger RNA of Sodiomyces alkalinus F11, 656 nucleotides long. RefSeq lists its product as hypothetical. NCBI's taxonomy places the organism in Eukaryota, Fungi, Ascomycota, Sordariomycetes, Glomerellales, Plectosphaerellaceae. The coding region runs from base 6 to 656 and encodes 216 amino acids. The transcript has 4 exons. The record is from RefSeq and is a predicted model, not a curated record.
AGGGAAUGAACGGUCACUGCAACGGUCAUGACACAAUCUCGAGUUCGUUCCUGGAUGCUUUCGCCGUCCGUACCGUGUACGGACCGGUACCCCUGAAGCACGCACUUGACUGGCCGGUCUUCGCCUCCUAUGACGAGCUGUCGGGCUGCGCUACUUGGAUGGGCGGCCGCAUCCCCACCUUUGAGGAAACGAGAAGCAUCUACAGUUACGUUCACCGCUUGAAGAAACAGAGACAGGAACCGGAGCACACGUUGGGGACGACCGUGCCUGCCGUGAACAAGCACCUCUCCAAUGGUGGGGUGGAUGAGACGCCUCCGCCCUCUAAAAACUUGGAACUCUUCGUCGACCUCCGAGGUGCCAAUGUUGGAUUCCAAGACUGGCACCCUGUCCCUGUGACGGCCAACGGCGACCGCCUCGCUGGACAGGCCGAGCUAGGUGGCGUGUGGAAAUGGACAAGCUCACCGCUGGAAAAGCACGAGGGUUUCGAGCCCAUGCCGCUCUAUCCGGGUUAUUCUGCCGACUUUUUCGACGAUGCGGCCCUCGUAGCUGAUCGCGUCCGUGUGUACGAGUUCAGUGUCAACUGGUAUCAGAGAAACUACCCGUUCGCUUGGGCCGGGGCCAGACUCGUCCGGGAUACGCCAAAGAGAGCUUCUUAG